Molecule: messenger RNA, 1320 nt
Organism: Condylostylus longicornis
Lineage: Eukaryota; Metazoa; Arthropoda; Insecta; Diptera; Dolichopodidae
Product: putative sodium/calcium exchanger 7
Exons: 8
Coding region: 1-1320 (439 amino acids)
Biological process (GO): monoatomic cation transport; transmembrane transport
Cellular component (GO): membrane
Molecular function (GO): monoatomic cation transmembrane transporter activity
Source: RefSeq, a predicted model, not a curated record
AUGCCUUGUUCAACAACAACACCAUCAUGUGGUAAUGUUGAAGGUUUACCAUUCGAAGAUCGAUGUAAUUUUGUGAAAAAUAGUGGAUUAUGUGAUUCUCAUACUCAAUUUAUUAAUUACAUUUAUCUUCAAUUUUGUAUAUUCAAUCCAACAUCCUCUGGAAUUCGUCAAAUAAUAUCGUAUAUUUUAAAUUUAAUAAUAUGUGUGUAUUACUUUUUAAUAUUAGCUGUAGCUGCUGACAAAUUUUUUUGCCCAGCAUUGUCGACAUUAGGAAAAUUAUUGAAAUUAAAUGAAAAUAUUGCUGGUUUAACUUUAUUAGCUUUAGGAAAUUCAUCACCUGAUUUUUUAUCUUGUUUUACAACACUUAAUCAUGAAAAUCCAAUAUUAUUUUCACAAAUAAUUGGUGGUGGACUUUUUGUAACCACAUUAAUUGGUGGUAUUAUCAUUUGUAUUAAACCAUUCAAAUUAAAUCCAAUGAUUUUUUUGAGAGAUUCUUUAUUCUUACUAAUAUCAAUAUUAUUACUUGAAAUAUUUUUACAACCUGAUUAUGUUAUAACAAUUAGAGAAUGUAUGUUUGUAUUCAUGGACCAACAUUAUGCAAAGAGAUCAGGUGAAGCAUUGGAAAUGAAAUUUUCAAGUCAAAAUAUUGUUUAUACCGUUGAAGAUUGGAAAAAGUCUGGAUUGUUUGGAAGAUGCUUAAUUAUUUUGAGUAUGCCAUCUACUUUUGUUCUGAAAUUAUUUAUUCCAAUUGUCGAUCAUGAUCAAUUAAAAAGUGGAUGGUGUCAUCUAUUAAAUUCGAUCCAGAUAUCAAUUUUGCCACUUUUUCUCAUAAUUUACUCAAUAAUUGGAUCAGUUUAUGUUAUUUGGGCAAUUGCUCAUGAAAUUUUAAAUAUUAUUGCAUUAUUAGCAAUAGUAUUUAGAUUAAGUCCAGCUUUUAUUGGAUGUACAUUAUUAUCAUGGGGUAAUUGUGUUGGUGAUUUAAUGGCUGAUAUAGCAUUAUCUAAACGUGGAUAUCAAGAAAUGGCUUAUUCAGCAACAUUCGGUAGUCCAAUGUUUAGUAUCCUUUUUAAAAUUCCUGUUGGAUCUUUAAGUUCUAAUUGUUCAACAUUUUUAAUUAUUUCAUUGAGUUCAACAAUAAUCGCUUUGUCAUUAACAAAUUUUACAGCAAGACGUUCAUUAGGAAUAUUUUUAAUUUUAUUUUAUAUAAUAUUUUUAAUUGGAACUAUGGCAGCACAUUUUGAAAUUAUUCAUGCUUAUGGAACUGAUCAUAAUAUUGAUUAUAGAUUUCAAGAUGGUGAAACUUUAGUAUCAUUUUUUUAA